Desarmillaria tabescens is the source of this 1185-nucleotide messenger RNA. RefSeq names its product pre-mRNA-splicing factor CWC2. Lineage: Eukaryota; Fungi; Basidiomycota; Agaricomycetes; Agaricales; Physalacriaceae. The transcript has 4 exons. The record is from RefSeq and is a predicted model, not a curated record. Gene Ontology annotation, molecular function: metal ion binding; U6 snRNA binding; pre-mRNA binding. Bases 40 to 1179 code for a protein of 379 amino acids. Gene Ontology annotation, cellular component: U2-type catalytic step 2 spliceosome; Prp19 complex; U2-type catalytic step 1 spliceosome.
GUGGUAUUUCAAUUACCAACUCAGUCUUGUACCAUCAUCAUGGCUUCCAACAGCAACGAAACAGAAACGCAGACAGUCACCGUCGUCGCGCCAAAGACUCAGAAAAAGGCGAAAAAGUUGACGAAACCAGCGCGUAAGCAGGUCAAGCCGGGCGAAGUGGAGAAGAAAGAGACGCCUCAGACGGGGAAAGAAUACAACAUCUGGUACAAUAAAUGGGCUGGAGGCGACCGUGAGGAUAGCUACUCCAACAAAGUAAAAUCCCAAACAAGAUGCAACAUCAAGAAAGACUCGGGCCUGACUCGUGCCAACCUAACUGGAAUGAAGUACUGCUGUCUCUUCUUCGCCCGUGGCUGUUGUCCUUAUGGUUGGGAAUGCGAAUACUUGCACUGUCUCCCCGAUCCAGAGGACGCGCUGCCUGACAGCUCAAAAGACUGUUUCGCGCGCGACAAGUUCGCAGACUACCGUGAUGACAUGGGUGGUGUUGGUAGCUUCAACAGGAUGAAUCGUACUCUCUACGUUGGACGGAUCAAGGAGACAGGCAAUGGCCUUGAGACGGAGGAAGUCGUUCGGAGGCACUUCAAGGAGUUUGGUCAGAUAGAGCAUGAUGAUUCUGAGACAGGGUGGGCAGUCAAGGUACUGCAGUACCGAAGUGUCGCCUUCGUCACCUACGUGUCUGAGCUGCACGCGCAGUUUGCCAAAGAAGCAAUGGCGUGCCAAUCUCUAGACAACGACGAGAUUCUCAAUGUUCGAUGGGCUACCGAGGAUCCUAAUCCAACCUCCAAGGUUUUGGAGAAGAGACGCCUGGAGACGAUGGGUCAAGAGGUCAUACGCUCCAAAAUGGACCCCCGUAUUGUCGAUGCUAUGAGGACAAUCAGAGCAUUGGAAGAUGGUGAUGCGCUUGACGAAGAGGGAAAUGUAGUGCAGGAAGAUGGAGAGGACAGUGAAGAACCUGAAAGCAAGCGUCGGCGGCUAGAUGUUGAAGCCCCUUCACCGUCACCUCCUCCGCCGGAGGCGCCGUCAAAACCAGUUGGGCUACUGAGCGCCGAUGUUAUGGAAGGUCUUAAAUAUUUCGCAGAGAUUCGGCAGCAGAAUGGCGCAUCUUUUGUGAAAUCUAGCAGUGCCCCAACAGCGCCAAUUGGAUUAAACCUUGCCGGCUACGGGAGCGAUGACGAGGACUAGAUGCAU